Clonostachys byssicola is the source of this 792-nucleotide messenger RNA. The record is from the annotation of a GenBank genome assembly. Lineage: Eukaryota; Fungi; Ascomycota; Sordariomycetes; Hypocreales; Bionectriaceae.
AUGUCUGACGGUAAACAUGUUCUCAUCACUGGCGCAGCUUGGGAAGACGGAGUCGGAUAUGCCAUAGCCACAGCCUUCGCGAGUGCGGGAGCGUCCGCGAUCGCAGUAGCUGACCUACACGGCGUGUCUGAAGAUAUCGUCGCCAAGUUGAAGGCAGUUGCAACGCAAGCCGGACGCCCUGAGCCUCUGGUGUUGGGCUGUACGGUCGACAUCGCCAGCAAGGACAGCGGGUUUAGCCAGCAUUUGGAUAUUGUCGUGAACAAUGCGGCCUACAUGGAACCAACGAAGCCACUCCUCGACUUGGACCCAGGCGAUGCUUGGCGACCAUGGGAAGUCAACGUCCGCGGACUCUUGAACAUGACCCGCGCGUUCCUCCCCUUGCAACUCUCAACCCGUGCCAGUGCCAACGGAUCAUGUACAGUUAUCAACGUGGCCUCUUCAGGCGCCCUGAGCGCUCGUCCCGGGAGCGGGAGUGAUCGAAGUUCGAAGCUUGCGGUUCUGAGAUGGACCGAGAUCUUGCAACUAGAAUAUGAUGAUCAGGGACUCUGGACGUUUUGUGUUAACCCGGGUGCUAUCAAGACGAAGAUUACCGAGAACGCACCUGCGCAGGUGCGAGAUGCACUGCCUGAUAGCCCGGACAUAGCUGGAGAUACAAUUGCAUGGCUGGCUGCUGAGCGCCAGGAGUGGCUGGGUGGUAGAUACGUGAGCUGUCCAUGGGACAUGGAGGAACUAAUGAAUAAGGAGGACGAGAUUGUACAGAAGGAUGGACUGAAGAUGAGGAUAGUUUUCUGA